This is a messenger RNA of Carlito syrichta (Philippine tarsier), 358 nucleotides long. RefSeq names its product neuropeptide S (gene NPS). Gene Ontology annotation, biological process: positive regulation of synaptic transmission, GABAergic; positive regulation of action potential; positive regulation of synaptic transmission, glutamatergic. The record is from RefSeq and is a predicted model, not a curated record. Gene Ontology annotation, cellular component: extracellular region. The transcript is spliced from 3 exons. The coding region runs from base 63 to 332 and encodes 89 amino acids. NCBI's taxonomy places the organism in Eukaryota, Metazoa, Chordata, Mammalia, Primates, Tarsiidae.
CAGUAAGUGUGAGGAAUUUGGCCAUAAAACCACCUAUCUGUGCAGAUUUUGGAAAAUUCAAAAUGACUGGUUCACUAAAAGUCAACCUUAUUUUAGUUCUGUCACUGUCUACAAUGCAUGUAUUGUGGUGUUAUCCGGUUCCAUCUUCUAAGGUGCCUGGGAAAUUUGAUGACUUUCUUUUCCUGAUGGACAACUGUCUCACCAGACUGGACAGGGACGAGGGACUAGCUUUUCUAAAGCCAGUUUUGGAGAAGGCAUUUUUGAAAAGGUCCUUUCGCAAUGGAGUUGGCACGGGGAUGAAAAAAACUUCCUCUCGAAGAGCAAAAUCCUGAAUAAGUGUGCAAAGGACUCUGGGAAU